Ascochyta rabiei is the source of this 855-nucleotide messenger RNA. RefSeq lists its product as uncharacterized. The coding region runs from base 1 to 855 and encodes 284 amino acids. The transcript has a single exon. The record is from RefSeq and is a predicted model, not a curated record. NCBI's taxonomy places the organism in Eukaryota, Fungi, Ascomycota, Dothideomycetes, Pleosporales, Didymellaceae.
AUGUUUUGCUCAGGGAUUGAAAGUCAGCCUCGGACUCGAACAUCAGACUUGUCAUUCUUCUUCUGUUCAACAGCAACAAAUGCAGUGAGAACUCCCACCAUGCAUUCCCUAUGGCAGAUUUCUGAAUUGCUUGUUCACAUCGUCUCUUUCCUGUCGGCAGACGAUAUCCAGGGCGCAUUUCGCAUCUCCCACCACUUCAGAACCACUCUCAAAGCCAAUCUACCACCACAACUCCGUCCUCUACCUGACGGUCGUCGUAGAUACCAAUCCACUAGCCGAGUGUCACCACAAGAAGUACGCAACAAAGCCAAAGCCUACGUGUCCCAGGAAACCGCCACACCCAAACAACUAAAGAUCGAAGACACCUACUACUAUUGGCGUGAAAGCGCGCGAAGCCAAGUUCUCGACAUCCUCUCACCUUGCCUACACCCCAUACUCUCGAGGCACGUCACUCGUCUGAUCGAUGGCUAUGAAUCCUUGGCCGAAGGUGGAAUGAGCAUAUGUCUCCAGACUGACAACUCAUACCACAGUCUGUACGAACUCGUGCACGGCAAGCAUCGAAGAGAUCGCAACGGUCUUUUGGCUGUCGUGCCGCCCAAGUCGGUGACAGUAUAUUGCUUGGCCGGUGCCAGUUGGGAUUUGUUGUAUUCCAACGUCAGGUACAGGUCAUAUGGCGGUGUGGAUCGGUUUUCUGUUACAGUGGAGAGGGAGGAUGGUGUGAGAUUGGGCGAUAUUCUGGAUGAGCUGAGGGGGGCGCUCAUUGUGGAUGGCAGGAGUGGAGGAUUAGGAGAGGACAUCUUGCUUGUUUGGGUUCUAGAUAGUAGCUGUGAGUGUGCCAGACUGCAUGCUUGUUGA